Messenger RNA from Drosophila rhopaloa, 1216 nucleotides. RefSeq lists its product as uncharacterized. The record is from RefSeq and is a predicted model, not a curated record. NCBI's taxonomy places the organism in Eukaryota, Metazoa, Arthropoda, Insecta, Diptera, Drosophilidae.
AAAGAAGAAUGGGAUUAAUAUAUAUAUAAGUAAAAGGAAUACAUCAUUUUUUAUUAAAGUUUUAGUGAAGCUUAAAAUGGUCAAGUGUUAUCAAACCAUAUUUAAAAUAAACAUAUAAAUGUUUAAGUUUCAAAAACAUAGUUAAAGUAGGAAUAUCAAUUUGUAAAUUUGCUGGAGAAACUGGUAACUCUAGUCAUUAAAAUUUGAAAUAUCCUUAGCAGAACUAUGGGAGUUCGAGUUUACAUAGGAUGGUGUAAAGAUGAGGGUUUACCAGCAGGGAAGCCCCUCAUUACCGCUCCAGCUGUUUUUCCUAGUUUUAUGUAUACCAUAGCCUAGGAUCAGGUAGCCAGGAACCUCGUCGAGGGUUGAAAAGUGGCCAAGGUCUGGUGGUCCGGGCAAUUGCAUUUUAAACUCGUCCCCUGACUGGCUUCAAUCACUUUCGGGCUCAGUUGUUCGCCAGCAUCAGGUUCACAAUGACCUCCGACUCCACGCUGUAUUUCACCGCCGUCGAAGAAAUGUUCAAGGAAGUGUUAACAAUAGAGGACGACGACUUGAUUCCUGGGAACGAGGAGGUAUCCGAAACUCCGAAACGGUGUGUGCGGUUGCGCCAGCAAAAGUUGUUCGCAAAUGACUCGAAUUUUGUGAUCAGCCGCCGAUCUCCGAGGAUCGAAUCCGCAAUAGAUCUGAAAGUGGAUUUAUCGCCAGGCAGGCGAAAGGAGCUUCGGGGUGAGCAAAUCCUUCGGCUGCGCAAGGAUCGAGCGGAAAAGGAACGACAAAAGCCCCAGAGACGUCUAACCUUGAGGAUAUAAAGUCACCGAUCGAUCGAGUUAUCGUUUUUCCAAUCAAGUGCUUCCCUGUUGUAUGCUUUACUUUAAGAUUUAUGUUUAAGUACUCCUAAAUAUGCUAUGGUUACGAAUAGCAUAUCGCCGAUGAGUUCGGCUAUGUGAUUUUUAGUUCCAUUUGCUGUGCCAUUAAUAAAAAUAACGUUAUUGAUCAAAUCAAACGUGUUUUCGUAAAGCAAAAGUGCAGUCGUGUAUUUUUGAUCUGUGGUAUUGUGAAAAAAGGAAUUUAUUUUAUUUUAUUUCAUUUAUUUAUUUUUCUUAAUACCUUUUCAAAAAUAUUAAAAUAUAUUUUUAGUUACAAAUACUUUUCAGUCCCUAAAAUGUUCGCACUUGGGUAAACCCCAUCGACAAUAUCCUUUUACGAUUAGAUUGAA